Molecule: messenger RNA, 786 nt
Organism: Strongylocentrotus purpuratus (purple sea urchin)
Lineage: Eukaryota; Metazoa; Echinodermata; Echinoidea; Camarodonta; Strongylocentrotidae
Product: 5-hydroxytryptamine receptor 7-like
Exons: 3
Coding region: 1-786 (261 amino acids)
Biological process (GO): G protein-coupled receptor signaling pathway
Cellular component (GO): membrane
Molecular function (GO): G protein-coupled receptor activity
Source: RefSeq, a predicted model, not a curated record
AUGUCUAUUUUGCUAAGUACACCUUCUUUCCAGACAUCGGGUGGAGUGAUCCACAACCCCGAGGAUAGUGCAAUAACAAAAGCUUUGGAAUCGUCAACCCUCAUCAUGAUCAUGCUGGCAUCGACGUGCCUCAACUCGGUAACCAUGUUUGUGAUUCUGCGCACGCGCAGUUUGCGACAGACCGGCCACGCCCUUCUGAUUUUGAACCUCUGUCUGGCAGACUUGGGCGUGGUAUUUUUGGGCAUGUCUUUCUCUCUCCUCUCGGUGUUUGACGGAGGACGAUUUGUGAUGUCGCAUCCAAUGAUUUGUAAGUAUCUGAACGGGUUUUUGACGCUGACUUUUUCUGUCACCGGCUUCGUGUUGAUAUCCUGCAUUGCUGUUGAUCGUCUGCUUCUCAUAGUUUUCGCUCUGCGUUUCCCGCCAACACGCAGACGCAUAUACGUCAUGGUCGCCGUAUCUUGGCUCACCGGACUGUCAAUUACAACGAUAAGGCUUCUUGGAACGGGGAGAGGUUUCGGGUAUUUGCCUUCAACUGAGAACUGUGCUGGGCCCUAUGGGGAUAUCAUCGGGACAAAGAGAUACUUGAUCAUCGCCGGAGCCGUUCUUAUGUCAAUGUUCAUCGUAGUUUAUGGCACUAUCACAUUCUAUCUUUGGAAAGGAGACCAGCGUCUUCUUCGGCACACCUUGGCCAGGCCAAAGCCGGUUGUGAAACCGAAGCCACCAGUGGGUGAGAAUGGGCCUAAUGAAAUUCGGAUGGACUCCCAGGUAAGGUUCAAGGUAGCUUAG